Messenger RNA from Spodoptera litura, 4604 nucleotides. Its product is annotated as alpha-galactosidase MYORG. Gene Ontology annotation, biological process: carbohydrate metabolic process. NCBI's taxonomy places the organism in Eukaryota, Metazoa, Arthropoda, Insecta, Lepidoptera, Noctuidae. The record is from RefSeq and is a predicted model, not a curated record. Gene Ontology annotation, molecular function: hydrolase activity, hydrolyzing O-glycosyl compounds.
GCAAGAGUGGAUCCUCGCGCGAUUUAUAAAAUUCAAGUGUAAAUAUUGUAUAUUAUAAAGUGUAUUGGUGAUUACUUAAUUUAGUGAUUUCUUGGAUCUCUACUAUGAAAUAAUAUAAUGGAAAACAAAGAUCAAAUCUCAAAAGACAUAGAAAAAGGCUUAAAUUCACCAGAAAUAAAACAAAACGAUGACAUUCCAUACGUAGAUGACUUCGUUGAACUAAAUCUAGUCAAACCUGAUGAACCUGUCCGUCCAAAACGCGCAAAAGAUGAAAAGCAAGAUGGGGAACCACACACACCAGAAAGGGAUAGAAAACUACAUGCCUCAGAUUUGGGAGAAGUACAUUCUUCGCCAAAUAAUGAUACGAUAAUAGUGAAUACACCAGAAGGGACUCUAUAUAUAACUUUAGAACCUGAUUCUGCUAGAUCAUCGAAGCCUACUAGUCCCACAACAGAGUCUACUGAUCUUGAAGCUAUUCCGAGUACGAGUUUUGGAGCAGCCGAGUCUGAUGCACUGAUACAGAAGGAGAGAGAAGCAGAAAUGAUGGAACAGAGGAAGAUAGGUUUGAGAAGGAAUUCCAUAUCGAUGCCGACGUUACAGAACUUGGAGCUGGAGGUGUUGAAGCAGCAGUACCUGAACCCACAGGAUGAUAUUCCUGAACAUCAUCAAAGCUCAGCAUCAGGGUUCAGUGAUGGCGACAACACGGCUGAUGAUCACACCGAAGUGCUAUCAGAUGAUGACAGAGUCAAGACUCCCCUCCGCUCCCCCCGCCGCAAGUCCACGGCCCCUCGACGGUUUGGCCGUUCCGAGUUCAGUAUGGACGACGAUGACUACUCUCCAAGUAAUUCUGUCACUUCUGUCAACUCCCUCGCCAGUCUACUCCGGGAGAAAUUACAGAGCAUACCCCAGAAGAUCCGUAAGAAGCCGACAGACUAUAAACUCCGUGCGUUCGUGGGUCUGAUGUUCCUGGCCAUUGUGUUCUUCGUGGGUUUCGCAUACGUGCUGUACCAUCAGCAGGCGCUCACCAAGGCAUACUUUGACAAUGUGCAGUUUAACGAACCAAAGCGACUCAUUCGCAUCUACAACAAGGAUGAUGUGGAGAUCCUUAGGGCUAGCCUAGCGGUUAACAUCCAGGGCAAAAUGAAAGCGUAUCCAUGUUUACCUGAACACCGUCGUAAGGAUGGCUCUGAAUGCCUGGAAUGGCUGCAUACUCUUCGGUUCUACUUGAAGUCCCUGCCUCAUGACCCUGGCGUUGAUAAUACUACCUGCUACUCUGUGCACUGGAAGGCGUUACGAUCUGAUGUCUAUCCAAACGAUUGCUUCGACUGGGGCGCAACGAAAGUGCACUGGUUUGGAGGUGGUCUAUCCUCCAACCUAACCUGGCCUUUGGACAGUGGUUCAUUAGAUUACACUCCUUUCAUCACAGGAGACAUGCAAAAGAACCAAUGGGGCAACGUCCUUACAAGAUACUUCAUAAAUUCCAAGGGAGCUGCCAUUAUUGUGGAUGAUGAGACACCUCUUCACGUCUCCGUUAAUAAAGGAGGCAAGCAUAUCUGUCUCAAAGCUAUGUACCACGAAUUUGCUUAUCCAAAUAAAUUGACCGAAUUCCCUGAAAUGAAGUAUAACAUUUGUACGUCUGAAGACAUGGCGUCAUUACAUUCUUCGAUCCACAGUCAUAGACGAGCUCCAUUGUGGGACGGAUUAAAACCAGCAGAUAUGCAAACCUUAGAAUCGCUUAUAUCUGAACCAGUUUGGCAAAUAGCUCCAAGAUUUAAAGAAGAAUUACAGGCAGAAACGAUUUCUAAAUACACGGAAGAUGUUAUCAAUCUUGGAUUCUUGAAACAGGGACAUGUGCUGAUCAAUGAACAUUGGCAGAAUGCAAUUGGUGAUUUAUCUGUGGACACGAGUCGAUUCCAAACUUUAAAUACAACUGUCGAUAAAUUACACAGACGUGGUUUCAAAGUUGCGUUUACCAUCCAACCAUUUAUUAGUACUGAGAGUAAGAAUUUCGCAGAAUGUGUUCAAAAGAGAUUGUUGAUCAGUGAAAGGAAUAGUGACAGACGUAUUCCAGCCUUAACUCGUUUCAAGUCUUUAGCAAGUGCUGGAGUAUUAGACAUCACAAACAACAGAUCAGUGCCUUGGUUUUUGGAGAAGUUACAGGCAGUGAUCGACGAGUACCACAUUGAUUCUUUCUUUUUGGACUUGGGUACAGCUUACGACAUGCCUCAUUACUUCCGUUGUGAGCAUCUUCUGACUAACCCCGAUCAAUACAAGAAGAUCUUCACUAAGACGUUUGAGAAGAUGUUUAAUAUCAUUGGAGUGUCUUCAGCGGUGUCAUUACCUCGUCCUCCUAUUUUUGUUUCUCUUCCACCAUUUGAGUCUACAUGGGAAGCAUUGAAGCUGGUUAUACCGACUAUGUUGACGUACGGUGUGAAUGGUUUUCCAUUCAUAAUGCCUGGAGCUGUCGGUGGGGAUAUUUACUGGCCUGGAAGUGAACAGUUCCUUCCAUCCUCCAAAGGAAUGGUGGACAUUACAAAUAGCACUCAGGAGAAUGGAAUAGAGUUACCGGAUAAGGAAUUAUACAUGAGAUGGCUGCAAAUGGCGACGUUCUUGCCUGUGAUGAAGUUCACUCAUCUCCCGAGCAAGUAUAAUGAUGAGAGAGUUUUGGAAGUGGCGAAGAAUCUGACGUCAUUGCGACAGAGAAUGGUAACACCACUACUGUUGAAGUAUAAACGCGAAGCUCUAGAAGCAGGUCUGCCACUCCUGCGGCCGCUGUGGCUGCUGGGUGCUGGUGACGCUCCCCGUGCAUUAAAGGAUGAAUUCGCCAUCGGCAGUGACAUUGUUGUCGCACCCGUUCUUGAACAAGGACAGACUACUAGGGAUGUGUACCUCCCAACCGGUCUAUGGCAGGAUGGUAUCGACGGAUCUCUACGCAAAGGCAACCGAUGGAUGCACGAGUACAGAGUACCGAUAGACAAGGUGGCCUACUUUGUUAGGAAACCUGAUGAUAUGAGGUUUAAGUAAUUGUAAGGCAUAAUGCCAUGGUUGCAAUCUUAUAUAGGUAUGUCCAUGCCAAAGGAAUUGAACAGAGCGGCUGUUCAUAAUAUAUGUAGCAGUAUUGUACUGUUCAUGUUCAAAUUGAACAUUACAUUAAUAUAAUUUAUAAUUAAAAAAUGUUGCUUGCGUAGUGUUUAUUUUUUAGACGCUACAAUUUCUAGUCUUUGAUCGAAACAAAUGCAAUGAUCGUGAAUGAGAAACCGUUAUUUUUUUAAUUAUAUUUCAAAGUGACAGGGGUGGACUUGGAAUCUAUGGGGCCCUGCGAAAACAUCGUUUAAAGGCCCACUAAUUACGUUCAUGUAACUGAGACUUUCUUGUUAUUCUUAAAACUAUUUUCUUUACUUUAUUAUGUCUGUUUUCAAUUUACUAACUUACCUUUCACUAUUACUUUUUUAACAUUUACUAUGUUCCACCCUUGUUUAAAGUAAAGAUUAAUAAAAUACGUUCAUAUUCUAGAGAAUGAUGCUGUUGAAUUCUUGUUUUCGAACUCGGGUUUUAAAUGUUGUCUUUUAUUCUUUUCUAACACUAAGUACAAUGUGCCAAUAUGAGCCUUAUUUUAAUAAACGUAAAAUACAACCAGAAUUUAUGCAUAUCUUAAGCAAAAACUACAUACAUAUAAAUUAAAUUAGAUCGCAAUAAAAAGAGUUGUGCUAACACUGCCUCGAAAUAGAAUAAGAGAAUUGAAAGUGUACGUGCAGCCAUAAUAUUAGCUAGAAGUAAUUUGCCGUAUUGUAUUUUAGUAAUGAAAAUUCACAUAAAUCCAGCAUCUGUCGUUGGCGGAUAACUUCUUCCUAAUUUUAUAAACAAAUAUAUUGCUAAUACAGUUUGCUGAAUGACGAUUUGUGAAAAUUGUCAGUUUUUUUAUGUCGAGCGAAAAUUGUACCUACUACAAAGGUUGUAGUAGUUAGUUUCGAGUUACAGAGGGACUCUUCCUCAUGGGCAGCGUGCGCGGUAUACGGCUACACCGAGCAGCCUACUCUAUAUCGCCACGACUGCGCAUGCUGCUCACGACGAAGUGUCAAAAACCAAUAAAUAAGAAAGUAAACAUUGUUAAUAAUUUAAUUGGUUUGACGUCCAUAGAUUAAAUUUUAUUUAUGAAAUAAUUGUGUCUUUUAGUAUAUAAGUACGAGUUUUAAUAGAAUAUUGUAAAUACGUAAUUUCGUACGUAAAUAGAUAAAAAUGUGAUCACAUCAACAUUCCAAAGCUUUAGAAUUUUAGUUUAAUUAUAUAUAUUUUUAUUUUAAUAGGUGCCAAAAGGGUGCAAAAAACCCUAGGACCCGAAUAUUUUUUUUAAUUAUUUCGAACUGUAAAUCCUGGAUGUAUCCUUGCAUAGGUAGCCAUUUCGUUUUUCGAAAACUUCUAAAUAUUUUUUUGGUUGUGCCAAAUGCCAUUAGCAUUUUAAGAAUUGAGUUGCCUUGUUUAUUAAAAUAUAUUUCUCUUUUAAAAUAUAGUGUUGUGAAAUAUCAUUCCAUAUUUAUUAAGUACUAGCGACCCGCCCCGGCUUCGCACGGGUGCAAUAUGCAUGUAUUAUACAUAUAAACCUUCCU